Molecule: messenger RNA, 2407 nt
Organism: Clunio marinus
Lineage: Eukaryota; Metazoa; Arthropoda; Insecta; Diptera; Chironomidae
Source: the annotation of a GenBank genome assembly
UGUUGUGUUCGAAAGGAAGGAGAGAAAUAAGAAAAACAAAAUCGAAAACAAAAAAUCUGUGAGCGUAGCGAUCUGUUUUGAUAAGUAGUGAAAAUGUAAAAUGUAGUUGUCGUUAUCAAAACAUCUGUUUUCUUCCUUUUAUCUAAAGAAGUCUUUUAAAACAUUCGCUGUCGACUUAUUCAGUUCUUAUUGUUCGUUCACUCGAGAAACAUUUUGCCUACGUGUUUUGCACGGAAUUCAUUAUUUUUUGUUUUUAAUCAGCAAAAAUAUAAAUUCAUUAAAAUGCACGUAUACAACCAGGUAGUGUUUCUGGUCGUUGGGUUCCUGUUGAUAAACAUCACCGCCAGCAUGAGUCCUUAUGAAAGGAUGAUUAAAAGAGAAUCGACGCAAGGUCUGUAUGGACCAAACGACAAAGUCAUAAUUGUGACUGCUGCAAAUAUUGAAAAAGUUGUGUUCAACAAUCCAAAAGCCACUUUUCUGGAAUUUUAUAACGCUUAUUGUGGAACAUGCCAAAGAUUCUCUUCAGUAUGGAAGGAAGUUGGUACAAGCAUCGCUCCUUGGAAUAGUAUCGUUGAGAUUGCAGCAAUUGACUGUGCAAGUGAUGAGAACAAUGCUGUCUGUAGAGAACAUGAGAUCAUGAGAUAUCCCACAAUGCGAUACAUGCCACCAAAUUAUCAAAAGGGGAAGAAGCAAAUUGGAACCAAUUUAGAUCACUUAAAUUUGCCAACAUUUGAUGAUUUGCUUGAUGAGAUCACAAUACGUCUUGUCAACGAGACAGAAGGUGGACCAUCAUGGCCUAAUUUCGACAAUUUUGAUGGAAAUAACUGGAAAGAUGUGUUUAAUGAAGCUUCACUUGACACGAAGUUUGUGUACAUAGUCAAUGAUAAUCUUCUUGGAUAUCUUCCACAACAAGUUGUUCUCGAUCACAUAAAUGUCGAAAGAGUUGAUGUUAGAAUUGUUGAUGGAGAGUUUCGAUUAAUUCCAGAUAAAUCUUUUAAACUUGGCGUUGUUGAUCCAAAAGGUGAUUUUAAAACCAUUCCAGUAGAGAUUGAGUUGAGAGAAGAAUUUUCAGAAGCGAUUUCAAAUCAUUUAAAGCAACAUCAUUUGCUUGUGGCUACGACAGAGUCUCCACCAAAGGAAAAUGACGUUCUUGAGAACGGUACCGACUCUGCUGCUGAUCUUCUCAACCGUUUCUUCUAUGACAAAGCACGAUCAAUGAAACCAAUGCCAUUGUUUCGUGCUGAUCUUGAACAAGCAAUCAGAAAUACUUUAAAUCAUGAAGUUAUUCAGCGUGAGACAAUUUCUGGUGAAUCUCUUUCUGCUUUAAGGAACUUCGUGUCAGUUUUGGCACGAUAUUAUACAUAUGGCAAUAAGAAUUCAUACAAAAAGUUGCUUGACUAUUUAAUGGAGCCAUCAGUAAUCGAAGUGAAUGGAUCUGACUUGCAAACAUUCUUGAAGAAUUUAGAUCCGCCAAUUGUACAUGAGAGUCAAUAUAUUGGAUGUUUCAGUACUCAAGCGGGAAAACGACGAUUUCCAUGCUCACUUUGGUCGCUAUUUCAUCAUCUUACAGUUCAACAUUUGGAGAGUGAAGACAAUGAAGAUCCAAUGGAAGUUCUUUAUGCAAUGCAUGGUUACAUUAGUCACUUCUUUGGUUGUUCUGAUUGUGCCAAACAUUUCAAAGAAAUGGCGAAGAGAAAUAACAUUUGGAAUGUUACGAGUAAAGAUCAGGCUGUGUUGUGGUUGUGGAGUGCGCACAAUGAAGUCAACCAAAGAUUAGCUGGCGAUUUAACAGAAGAUAAAAAUCAUCCGAAAAUUCAAUUUCCAAAUGAUGAUUUUUGUCAUGCUUGCCGGAAGAGUAAUGGGGAUUGGGAUAAGCAAGAAGUUCUCGAAUUUAUGCGUCGACAUUAUGGAAAUUCUCAUAUAAACGACAUGGGAUUAGAUCAACCACGAGCAUUAAAGUUGAAUGCAAGAGCGAGACAAAUCUUUGCUGGUGGAGCUAAUAACACUCAUCUACAUAUUGGAAUUUUGGCUUAUGUUGUAAUCAUAAUCUGCUUAAUGGUUGUUGCUGUUAAGUUUUACUUCCGCCGUGGUUAUCGAAAGAAGCUUUACCAUCAUGACCUUCUUGGUAAGGUUUAACUUUAAUCAGAGGAUUGUAACCAAAAACAAAUAUCUCAAAUUUUAUCGUUCAAAAUAACAGGAAGACCAUGUGCAAAAUUUAUUGUGAGAAUCUUAAAAAUUCUGUGUUGUUGCUUUUUUUUAAAUAAGAAAUCUUGUUGUAUUGAUGACGCUUUGUCGAUAAAUAAAGACGAAAAGAUAUUUAAUGACUGAAGAAAAAAAGUUUUCAAUUAAUUGUUUACAUUUAUCGUGAUGCAAUGUGCGCGUUUAUUGAAUUUACAUUUAAUCAGCU